CUCUCAUAUUAAGAAAAACUAACAAAAUUUUCCAGAAUAUAUAUAUAGUUUCUGACUGUUUUAGGGUUUUGUAUGUGUUGCAGUGUUUUGUUGGUGGCCGGAUUAUUACGACGAAGCUGGUUGGUUACCCUUGUUUUGUCGGGUAAACGGCAGCUUAGUACGUGUGGACUAACAACGGAAAUACUAAUAACUAAGAUUGAUUGAGGAGAAGUUCCGUUCCAGGUUAGAGAAGAUCAAUAAUAUAAUAUAAUGGCACCUGUUUCAUUGCCCCCCGGCUUCCGCUUUCACCCCACCGACGAAGAGCUGGUGGCUUACUACCUGAAACGCAAGAUCAACGGCCGCAAGAUCGAGCUGGAGGUCAUCCCCGAAGUUGAUCUCUACAAAUGUGAACCCUGGGAUUUACCUGGGAAGUCAUUGUUGCCUAGCAAAGAUUUAGAAUGGUAUUUCUUUAGUCCUCGAGACCGGAAGUAUCCGAAUGGGUCAAGGACUAAUCGGGCAACGAAAGCUGGAUACUGGAAGGCCACUGGAAAGGAUAGGAAAGUAAAUUCACAAAUGAGGUCGGUUGGGAUGAAGAAAACCCUAGUGUAUUAUAGAGGGAGAGCACCCCAUGGAGCUCGAACUGAUUGGGUCAUGCAUGAAUAUCGCUUAGAUGAAAGGGAAUGUGAAAUUCAAAACGGCUUGCAGGAUGCAUAUGCACUUUGCCGGGUAUUCAAGAAGAGUUUGACGAAUACCGGUCCUAAAAUCGGCGAUCAUUAUGUUAGUGCGACGAGUGAUAGGUCAUCCAGCAUGGACAUUUACUCUGAGGGAAGGUGUGAGGAGAUGGAGAGCUCUAACUACGCAAUGGCGGCGCCGCCGUCGGCAGCGGCAGCUUCAUGCUCAUCCAUGGCGGCCGCCGCCGUCCAUGGAUCUCCGUUUCAUCAUCAUGUCGCUGCAGCAGGCCCAAGCACCAAUGACGAUAAAUGGAUGCACUACUUAUCAGAUGAAGCAUUUAGCUUCCACACCCCACCUCCCUCCUCCCUUCCAAACUAUGCAACCAUGCCUUAUCCACCUUCAAAGGUUGAUAUAGCAUUGGAGUGUGCCAGGUUGCAGCACCGCUUCAUGUUACCGCAGCUGGAGGUCCAAGAUUUCCCCCAUGUCGUUAGCCAUGUUGAUUCGAGGAUGAUGAUGCCCCAUCAUCAUCAUCAAUCAAGCUUCAUUAACCACGACAACAACCCGGACAUUGUUCAGGAAAUCCUUUCGGUUGCACAAGCGUCGCAGGAUCUGAUGAACCAAGACGGUUGGGGUGGAGGCGGCGGCUAUGCUCCAACUGCCGCCGCAGAUGAUGAUUUUUCUUUCCUCCUCCCUCACAAUGCUAGCCAGUUUCAAGACAUGGGUAACUUCAGAUUCAUGGAUCAGUUGAGAGAAGACCAGAACGGCGGCAGGAACAUUGAGAUUACAGAUUUCGCAGAUGAAUUCAAGCCGGAUAGAAUGGUGGAGAACCUAAGAUGGGUAGGAAUGUCCGACAAAGACCUUGAAAAGACACUUUUGGAGGACUACAAGGCAGUUCCAAUAGAAAAUGUUUCAGGCUUCAAUAGAGAAGGGCAUGAGGAUCAUGGAGAAAGCAGCCAACACAACAACUUGAGUGACAUCAACGACGACUUCUCCCUGGGAUUCGACAACAACAACAAUUUCUUGUCGGAUGGCGGGGGCGAUUUCUCGGAUUCCCCGAGCUUCGAGGUUUACGAGAAAGUGGAAGUGAAGCACGGGAUGUUCAUCGCGAGCAGACAGGCAGCGAAGACACUGUACCAUCAAGUGGUCCCUUCCACCACCGUCAGAAUCCACCGAAACCUCCUCGUACCCACCUUUCCAGUAUCAAAAUUUGAAGCUAACAUUGUGGUGGACAAUAAGUUCAUGGCAUUUUCAAGAAAGAUGUUGAUCGGAGUGAUGAAGUUCACUCGGCCAUGGCGGAGAAUGGUGAGCACCCUAGUGGGGGUCAUCGCCAUUAUUCUCCACACCUGUUGGGUUUACUUUGUGGAAUUAUUCAUGGAGGCCCAGGAGAAGAACUACUACUACUGCUGCAAUUUCUCAGGGGAGAAGAAAUCUGGAGAUUAUGAUGAGUGGGAGAUCAAUUUCAAGAAAAACAAAGAUUCAUCAAUUGCAGACAAGAAUCCCAGAAUGACGAGGAGAGUGGACGACAAGACCACUACAGCAGCACCAUGGCCAUAUCUCACUCUCGUGUUGGCUCUUUCUACCAUUUGGCUGCACCAAAAUGUUACUUUCUUUUGAUUUUUAUUUAUUUAUUUAUUUAUUUUUUUGAAUUACUAACCUCAUUUGUUUGUUAAUUAGGAGAUCGAGGCCUAACUUAGCCUUGCCCUAAAUUAAAUUGAUAUAUGAUGAUGUAAUACCAAAGUGUUUUAAUUUCUUACACAUA
This is a messenger RNA of Ipomoea nil (Japanese morning glory), 2410 nucleotides long. Its product is annotated as NAC domain-containing protein 86. The transcript is spliced from 6 exons. The coding region runs from base 250 to 2265 and encodes 671 amino acids. Gene Ontology annotation, biological process: regulation of DNA-templated transcription. NCBI's taxonomy places the organism in Eukaryota, Viridiplantae, Streptophyta, Magnoliopsida, Solanales, Convolvulaceae. The record is from RefSeq and is a predicted model, not a curated record. Gene Ontology annotation, molecular function: DNA binding.